Molecule: messenger RNA, 1521 nt
Organism: Dictyostelium discoideum AX4
Lineage: Eukaryota; Evosea; Eumycetozoa; Dictyosteliales; Dictyosteliaceae
Gene: shkC
Product: SH2 domain-containing protein
Exons: 4
Coding region: 1-1521 (506 amino acids)
Cellular component (GO): membrane
Molecular function (GO): protein serine/threonine kinase activity; ATP binding; protein tyrosine kinase activity
Source: RefSeq, a predicted model, not a curated record
AUGGAUUCAGGAUUAGGUAGUUCAUAUCCAGAGGAAAGAAGUGGACCACCAGAAAUUAGACCAGAAGAAAUCAAUUUUGAGGAACUCAUUGGUACUGGUUCCUUUGGUAAAGUUUAUAAAGGAAGAUGUAGACAAAAGGCAGUAGCAGUUAAAUUAUUACAUAAACAAAAUUUCGAUGCAGCAACAUUAAGUGCCUUUAGAAAGGAGGUACACUUAAUGAGUAAAAUUUAUCAUCCAAAUAUUUGUUUAUUUAUGGGUGCUUGUACUAUUCCAGGUAGAUGUGUAAUCGUUACAGAAUUAGUACCAAAAGGAAAUUUAGAAACACUUUUACAUGAUCAAAAAAUUCAAUUACCAUUAUAUUUAAGAAUGAGAAUGGCAAGAGAUGCAGCAUUAGGAAUUAAUUGGUUACAUGAAUCAAACCCUGUAUUUGUACAUAGAGAUAUUAAAUCAUCAAAUCUUUUAGUUGAUGAAAAUAUGAGAGUCAAAAUUUGUGAUUUUGGUUUAAGUGCAUUAAAACAAAAACAUAAAAUGUUAAAAGAUCAAUCAAGUGCAAAAGGUACACCACUUUAUAUGGCACCAGAAGUUAUGAUGUUUAAAGAAUUUAAUGAAUCAAGUGAUGUUUAUUCAUUUGGUAUUGUAUUAUGGGAAAUAUUAACAAGAAAAGAACCAUUUUCUCAUCAUAGAGAAUUAGAGAAAUUUAGAGAGGCAGUUUGUGUCAAACAUGAAAGACCACCAAUUCCAAAUGAUUGUUUGGAUUCAUUAAGAAGAUUAAUUGAAAAAUGUUGGGAUAAAGAACCAAUUAGUCGUCCAUCCUUCAAAGAGAUCAUUAGUGCAUUGGAUCAUGUUAUCAUUGAUGCCGCUAUCUCUGAUUUGAAUGGUAGAGACUUUUGGAAGAAAUCUUUCCUCACCGAGCAAGAGGUACCUUGGGAGGCAUUCAUUGAUGCACUUUGCAAUUGGUCAAAGGCACCAGCUCGUAAUCAAUGUGAUAAAACUUCAAUCGACUAUUUAAAUAUCAAAUGUUUGAAAGCAGUUUUGGCAGAAUCUCCAAAAUCUGAAGGUACUGGUGUUGAAACCGUUGUAAACAUUGAAAAGUUUGGUAAGAUUUUAGAGUUUUUCGGUCCAGUACCUGAACCAGCUCCAGGUCAUUCAAUUAUGGACACUGUUAGAGAGAUUCUCUCUCAAAAAUGGUUCCAUGGUGAUUUAGACACCACUGAAGCAGCUUCACGUUUAAAUGGUCAACCAAUUGGCUCAUUUUUAAUUCGUUUCAGUUCAACCAAUGCCGGUUGUUUCACCAUUUCUCAAGUGGUCGAUGGUGGCUCAAUUAAACAUCAAAGAGUCUCAAGACAAGGCGUUAAAUUUAACUACCAAAAUGUAAUUUACAACAGUCUCAUUGAAAUCGUCAGUAAAAAUGGUGGUGGUGCUAAUGGUGACGUUAAAUUAGAUUCUCAAUUAGGUGUUCCAAAUUAUAAAUUUAUGUCUUUAUUCUGUGUAUUAAAUAAAGAAUCAGAAGUUUACCAAUAA